Messenger RNA from Solanum stenotomum, 1548 nucleotides. RefSeq lists its product as uncharacterized. The transcript has 2 exons. The coding region runs from base 40 to 1545 and encodes 501 amino acids. Lineage: Eukaryota; Viridiplantae; Streptophyta; Magnoliopsida; Solanales; Solanaceae. The record is from RefSeq and is a predicted model, not a curated record.
AUUCCAUCAUAUAACAUACAUACAAAUGUGAUUAAAACUAUGGCUUAUUAUUAUACUUGCAAUUUUCCUGAUAUAUACUCUUGGAUUCACAACUUACCACCAAUUUCUAAAUGGAAAACAGACUCUAUUUCAAUUUGCAUUUCUCCUUCAUGUUCAUCUCAACCUUCCCUCAAACUCUCCAUAGCUAAAAAUUACCAUUUUUCCAUUGUCGCGGAUUAUAAUCUUCCUAUUUCCCUAUGGACUUCAAAACCGUUAAGAAUCAAACACAAUACAACAAAAUUAUUAGACGACGAAUCAGUAUUCAAUCUCUUGAUCAAUAUCGUCCAUGAUGUCCUGAACUAUGGUCCGAAUAAAAAUUAUAACUCGUUGUUCCUCAAGAUCCCACGAAUGGAUUUUAACAAUUCCGAUUUUAAGGAAAUUUUCAAUUUCUCAUUUCUUACUUUGGUUUUCAUAAUUUGUAUCUAUGAAGCCCCUGCUGAUCUUAGGUCCACAUGUAUUAUUGCCCUGAAGAAUCAAUUUUCAUGUCCGCAAUCUAGACAAGCAUCAAAAUUGCUCGUGAGGUUUUUGGGAUCGAAUAUUGAAGAGCAGUGGAUGCGUUCAGUAAAUCUAGCGAUAACUAAUUGGAUCCUGGAAAUACAUUCUUCUUCUAAUCAUCAUGAUCAUGCGAUGAAAACGCCAUGUCCAUUGUUUUCAUACUCAUUUUCGACACAGGGGCUAUGGAAAGUUCAGCUGUAUUGCCCUGUUAUUGCAAUGGAGGCCGAAACAUCUACUUGUAGUAGUUUAUCUGAUGAAAGUUUGAGGUUUUCUCUCAACUUUCAUCAGCUUGAAGGAGUGAUCCAAUUAAAUCAUAGAGUUAUUGUUCGAGAAAAGUGGAUUGAAGUAAUGGUGAACACCGAUAACAUUAGGUGUGAUGUUGUUAGGCUAGUGAAUGAAUCACUAAUGGCAGAGAGAGGAGCAGGGGUAUCAGAGAAGCAUUUCCCUUCAAGAAUCUCAUUGCAACUAACUCCAACACUUCAAUCCAAUGUGUUGAGUAUAUCAGUAAACAAGUCCUCUGACAAUCCCUUAAGAGAAAUUGGCACCGAAAAGACCAUUGAAGCGGGAUUCGAUCCACCAAACACUUACAUAGGCUUAAAAGUCUCCGCGGGAGAGACAGUUGUUACGACCAUGAAGCCAUGGAAAUUUGAGCAAUCAGUUAAUGGAGAUGGUGCAAAUUUGAAUUGGUUUCUUCAUGAUAGUGGAAAUGGAAGAGAGGUAUUUUCGUCGAAGCCUUCUGUUUUUUCAUUAAUUCAGCCAAAAGCUUGGUUCAAGAACAGAUAUUCAAGUGUUAAUAGGCCUUUUACUAAGCAAGGAGGGGUAAUUUUUGCUGGAGAUGAAUAUGGGGAAAGUGUGUGUUGGAAAGUGGAUAAAAGGGCUAUAGGGAAAACAAUGGAAUGGGAAUUGAAAGGGAGACUUUGGUUAACAUAUUGGCCAAAUAAACAUAUAACUCCUUAUGCUGAGACUAGAAGAUUGGAAUUUAGAGAAGUGCUUCAUCUCAACCUUGCAUAGUUA